Guyanagaster necrorhizus is the source of this 3243-nucleotide messenger RNA. RefSeq names its product kinase-like protein. The record is from RefSeq and is a predicted model, not a curated record. Gene Ontology annotation, molecular function: RNA endonuclease activity; ATP binding; protein serine/threonine kinase activity. The annotation marks the transcript as partial. Gene Ontology annotation, cellular component: IRE1-TRAF2-ASK1 complex. NCBI's taxonomy places the organism in Eukaryota, Fungi, Basidiomycota, Agaricomycetes, Agaricales, Physalacriaceae. The transcript has 6 exons. Gene Ontology annotation, biological process: intrinsic apoptotic signaling pathway in response to endoplasmic reticulum stress; protein phosphorylation; mRNA processing.
CUGGCAGGAGAAGCAACGGAGCAAGAUGUAGAAUUGUUGGAUAUAGUUUUGCUAGCGUCAGUGGAUGGGAAGUUUCAUGCGCUUAACAGGACAUCGGGCCAAACGCUGUGGUCGAUGUCUUCGUUCGCUUCCUCGACGGCCGCAGCAGCCCCGACGGCUCUCGCCCCGCUAAUUCGAACGAUUCACCAUGACCAUGAUCCUGACCUUGUUGACGACAAUACUGACCAGGAGACCUACAUUAUCGAGCCCCAGUCAGGAGAUAUUUACGUUAUGGUUACCCCGUCGAGUCCCCUUCAGAGGUUCCCGUUUUCCAUGUCCGAACUAGUGGACAUGUCGCCAUUUAGUUUCGCCGAUUCGGACGACCGCAGGGUGUUCGUAGGCAAGAAGGAAACAUCAUUACUCCUUGUUGAAUUGGAGACGGGAAGAAUCAAAGCAACGUUGAAUUCAGAGUGUCCUUGGGAUCCGUUCGAGGGCUUUCAGGAUGAUGAUGAAUUGGAUUUGGAUGAGCUUGAAGGGAGCAAGCCCAAGCCGCCGCCACCUACAGAGGUGUUCAUUGGGCGCACAGAUUACCACAUAUCCAUUUAUUCUCGACCUCUCAAGAAUUCUGGGUCGACCCCGGCACCCAUCCAAAAUCUAUCAUUUUCCACAUAUGGCCCGAAUAACCAGGACACUCUGUUGCAAGCAUCAUACAAACGGCCCAAGGACGACGCAUACAUUCAAGGAUUCCCCAACGGCGAUAUUAUGUCCUUUAAGGGUAGAGGCGAAGACACUGGCAUCCGUUCAUCUUCUCCACUGUGGGGCCGGCGAUUUACAAGCCCCAUUGUUGCGGUAUUCGAUGUACUACGCAAACCUCAGCCUUACUCCCGUGGAUCCUAUACCUUCGUGCUUCUUCAGCCCCGUCCAGGUCUUCAAGACGUCCUACCAUCCCUCUCCUUGGACACUGCCAGAGACCAUCUCCCAAAUCACCCGAAUGCCUACGUCGGUAUCGUUGAAGAAACAGGAAGUUUAUUUGCCAUGAGCCCCUUGAGUUAUCCGCUCGUGGCUUUCGGUGGAAUCCGAGGAGCUUCCAUGCCAGAACGUCCGGGGAAGUACAUUGAUUCUGCGCCAAUGUCAAGCGAAGUUGAUGAGAUAACUCGGAUGAGGAAGCUGAUGGAGAAGGAGCGAGAGCGAGAGCGAUUACUCAACAAGGAUGGCUGUGACAUGGAGAAUCCAGACACGAUUUUCGACCGCAGAUGUUUGAUCGGUGUACGGAAAUUAGAGGGUGGCGAUGGCGAGGGUGCGGAGAGUCGCUUGAAGAGACUUUUGGAUGGCUCACCCACGUCGCCGUAUCCGCAGUUGACCGCAGGUGAAGAGGACAAUGACACGCGCAGCCACGAUAAACCGUCGGAGUAUAAGAAGGAGCUUCCUCCAUCAAGCUCUGCAUCUUCAACUAAUAGAUUGUGGGACACGGUACUUAUUGCUGUGCUACUUGGGAUGCUCUCCGUUUGGUUCGGAAUAGCGAAGUUCAAAGGUGAUGGGAAGGCAGGGCUGCCCCCCAUGCCAGCAGUCCUGGAGGAUUCCAUCGAGGACGUUACGGUAUCGGAGCCUGUAAUCGUAACGGAAACGGACCCGAUGCCCUCAAUUGACAUUCCUGAGGUGGUUCAGCCUCUGCCAAGCUCUCCACCACCUCCAAUUCAAUCAAAUGACAAGCGUGCUGAAGAUGCUGGAGAUACUGGAGGAGACGACAGCGAUAAAGAGCUCGAGGGUGAAUGUGAUGUCACCCCCAUUCCCAAUAAGCGAAAGGGAAGACGGGGAGGACGAGGCAAGAAAAAGCGACCUAAUACUGCAGCACUUGUUGAAGUUGAAGAGGGGAAGAAGCCAGAUGUCAUUGUCGAAAUACCUCCCCCGCAGACACUUGUGAUUGAGUCCAAACCGGUCGACCCGAAGCCUUCAUUGGUCGUUUCGGAGACUGUACUAGGAUUUGGCUCUCAUGGGACAGUCGUGUUCCAAGGAUCACUGCAAGGGCGUGCUGUUGCAGUCAAACGUCUCUUGCAGGAUUUCGUCACUCUCGCAUCUCGGGAAGUCAGCAUUCUGCAAGAGAGUGACGACCAUCCGCAUGUUAUCAGAUACUACUACCAAGAGGCUCAUGCCAACUUCCUGUUCAUCGCCCUUGAGCUCUGUCCUUGUUCUCUAGCGGACAUUAUCGAGUACCCAGAUCGUGAUCAGCUAAGACCCAUCGUUCAAGCCUUCGAACCCAAGAAAGCUCUUAGGCAAAUAACAAGCGGUCUUCGGCAUCUUCAUGCUCUCAAACUUGUACACCGCGACAUCAAACCGCACAACAUCCUGAUAUCUAGUCAUGGGAAGAUGUUGAUAUCAGACUUUGGGCUGUGUAAAAAGCUGGAUAUAGAUCAGACGAGUUUCUUGCCGACAGCGCACGGGGCGAUGGCUGCAGGGACGGUUGGGUGGAGAGCGCCUGAGAUUCUGCGUGGGGAGGUAAAACUAGAUGAGAUCGGGGAUGAUAAUUCAAUCUCAUCAAGAGGUAGCAGCUCGAGGGGAAGUACCGGAACAGCGACUGGCGCGCCGACGGGAUCCUCACCGACGAGGCUGACAAAAUCGGUGGACAUCUUCGCUUUGGGAUGCUUAUUCUAUUAUACGCUAACGAGUGGUGGUCAUCCAUUUGGGGACCGAUUUGAGAGGGAGAUAAAUAUUCUCAAAAACGAGAAGAGCUUGGAGGGUUUGGAGAGGUUUGGGGAAGAGGGUUCCGAGGCUGUUCAUCUGAUUGAGCAGAUGCUCAACCCGGACUCGCACAAGCGACCGGAUACGACGACGUGUCUCGUGCAUCCGUUCUUCUGGGAUCCAGGUCGCCGGCUCAAUUUUCUGCAAGAUGCAUCAGAUCGAUUCGAAGUCAUGUGUCGGGAUCCCAAGGAUCCAAAUCUCGUAUCGCUAGAAAAAGAAGCGUUCAGUGUCGUUGGGAACGACUGGCAGUCGCAGCUGGAUAAAAUAUUUAUUGAAAAUCUGGGCAAAUUUAGGAAGUACGAUGGCAAGUCUGUGCAGGACCUGUUACGUGCACUUAGGAACAAGAAACAUCAUUAUCAGGAUUUGCCGGAGAACGUGAAACGACAUUUGGGUUCCAUGCCGGAGGGCUAUCUGUCGUAUUUCACGCGAAGGUAUCCUCAGUUGAUUCUCCAUGUGCAUCGUGUUGUAGGUGAGACUGAGCUGCGGACAGAGUCUAUGUUUAGGACAUACUACGAGCUUGCAGAUUGA